Macrosiphum euphorbiae (potato aphid) is the source of this 270-nucleotide messenger RNA. NCBI's taxonomy places the organism in Eukaryota, Metazoa, Arthropoda, Insecta, Hemiptera, Aphididae. The record is from the annotation of a GenBank genome assembly.
AUGCCCUCAACUAAAUGCAGUGUUCUUGGUUGUACUAGUAAAGAAAAAAAACAUGUAUUUCCAAACACUGACGGCGACUACAAGAUUUGGCUGGAGUGUUGUAACAACGAAAAACUUUUUAAAAUGGAUAAAUCUUUAGUUCGUAAACGGUAUGCUGUAUGUCACAUUCAUUUUGAUAAAAGCUGUGAGAGCCCAGGAACAAGCAAACUCAAAAAAUGUUCAUUGCCAACUUUGAACUUAUCAAAAAGUAACAACACUAUUAAGUAUUAA